GGUCACCUGAUCACUGCUGCACCAGCACCAAGGAGAAAGAUGUCGCUGACAGACUGGAGAAGGAUGGAGGCUGUAUUAUCCGCGGCGUUUGCCCUCUGCUUACUUGCCGCAACCGGUGUACAUGGAGACAGGUUAACAAUUCUGCAGUCUCCAGAGUUUGUGUCCUUUCAGAAAGGAGACUGGCCUGUCUCCGGAGAGAAGAUCCCUGACUUGGUGGCUUUAACCAUGGGCUUCUCUGUUCAAGAGGAUCUGUCGUGGCCAGGCCUUCAGGCUGGCCCGCUGUUCCAGCGCCCCCGCGCCAACGUACUGGUGGUGGUGAGAGGAGUGGAGGAUAGCCUGGCCCUGCCUCAGAGUGUGGCCUCCUAUCCCUUGGAGAAUCCGGUACCCUUCACCUUGGAUAGUGUCGCAGAGACGGUACACUCUCUGUUUGCUGAGGACACGCCUGUAGUGCUGCAGUUGGCCCCCAGUGAGGAGAGGUUGUAUAUGCUGGGAAAGGCCAACGCUGUGUUUGAGGACCUACCUGUCACCCUGCAGCAGAUCCGUGCUCGUCUGUCCCAGGAUGGCUCUGUGCUGGCCUCUCUGCCGCUCAACUCCCUCAGCAGAAAUGCAGAGGCUGAUUUGCUGUUCCUGUCUGAGGUCCAGGUACUGCAUGACAUCACAGCUCUGCUGCAGAGACACAGACAUUUGGCGAAGGACCACUCACCUGACCUGUACUCUUUGGAGUUGUCUGGUCUGGAGGAGCUCAGCAGGCUCUAUGGCCAGGACUCCCCCCAGUACCGCGAUGCCACUGCCAUUCUGGCCUCUGUCCUGCAGAAAUUUGGAGACGAUGUGUAUGAUCUCUAUGGCAACAGCGCUGUGGUGGAGGUUGUCACAGUCAAGACCUUUGAAGCUCCUUUGACCAGGAAGUCCCGCUCCAUCCUGGAAUCCAAACAGAUUAGUAACCCCGGCAGCCCUUACAACCUGGCCUACAAGUACAACUUCCAGUAUGCCGUGAUCUUCAACAUUGUGCUGUGGCUGAUGAUCGCUCUGGCUCUCGCCGUCAUCGUCGUCGCCUACAACCUGUGGAACAUGGACCCGGGGUACGACAGCAUCAUCUACAGGAUGACAAACCAGAAGAUGAGGGUGGACUAAGUCCUGACCGUCAGCACUCCGGUUGUCCCCUUAGAUCCCUCUAGUGAAUGUUUGUGUUUUGUGUGAGGUCUCGUUUAGUGGAGAACAAACUGUGACAGCUUGAUGGGAGGAAGGGGCGUAAUACUGAGUCGCCUUUUUGUUGAUAACGGGGGGGAAUCAACAUUACAGGAGUGGUUGUUAAAUUUUCUUCCAUAGAGCGGUUUGAUACCCUUCUCCACUGAUAUAUACACUGAAUUCAUUCAGACUUCCUCCCUUCAACCUCAGCUCACAUCAUUCCUUAAGACUUAAACUCCUCACUAACUAUGUUUCAUUUGUUUCCCUAGUGAUUGCAACUGUAUUUUUAUUGUAAAAAAUAUAUUGUAAUAUGAAAGGGUGAGUUUGGUUCCUGUGUGGAAUUGUUGUGCUUGUCUUGCUGUGUGACAUGUUAUAAGUUAAAUAAAAUCUGUGUAUAUAUUGAAUAUACAAAUGCAACUGUAUGAGAAACUGCUGUGCUCUUAUUGUGAAAAAGAUUUGGGCAGUGUUUAGUCCAGAUAGACUGGAGGUUUUCCCCCUGCUUCCAUUCCAAAUGCUAAAUACAUAUUGGAUGACAUGAAUAGUUGAUCAUUAUGUUGUUGGGAUUGGACAAGGAUAAAUGAAGCUCUGUAAAUCGCAAUAAAAUGCCUGACAAUAAAUUAUUCCAUGGAUCACCCUGA
This is a messenger RNA of Anarrhichthys ocellatus (wolf-eel), 1823 nucleotides long. RefSeq names its product ATPase H+ transporting accessory protein 2 (gene atp6ap2). The coding region runs from base 40 to 1131 and encodes 363 amino acids. The record is from RefSeq and is a predicted model, not a curated record. Gene Ontology annotation, cellular component: external side of plasma membrane; membrane. The transcript is spliced from 9 exons. Gene Ontology annotation, biological process: positive regulation of Wnt signaling pathway. NCBI's taxonomy places the organism in Eukaryota, Metazoa, Chordata, Actinopteri, Perciformes, Anarhichadidae. Gene Ontology annotation, molecular function: signaling receptor activity.